AUGUCGGCGACUUCCUCUCCCUCACCGUCGCAGGGCCCCAUUGGCCGCAUCGACGAGGAGAAUCUGCCUCAAGGCCAGUGCCGCUAUAUUUUGUUGACCCCCGGUAUCAAGGGCCAGCGGUGUGCAUGUGUGCGCUUUUCUCUCAACCGCUCAACGCCCGGGGCAAGCUGUGACUGCGGACACAUGGCCUGCUAUCACAUUAAGAGUCCGGAACCAUCCGCUACCCGACAAGAAGUUGAGCUGCUGAAGCGGCGUCUCCAGGUCCUCGAAGAACAACUGGACCAACAUAGACAGGGCGGUCUCGGAACUGUCGUCACCAGGGUGAGCGACUUGGAGGAGCUAGUCGACAAGAGUCGGGAGGAGAUUGGACAGGAAAUCAAAGGGUCAUAUCGUAAUAUCAACAGAGUCUGGCAGUCUGUUGAGCAGCUGGAGCGGCAAACCUCUCAAUUGCAGGAAAACAUGAGGUCUCAGUCGAGUCAUUUAGACAAUGUCGACAACGAGCUGAGAAACAUCAGCAAUCGACAGAUGGAGCUAUUCGAUGCCGAUGAGAGCAUGGAAGAAAGGCUGGAACAGUUGGAGUCUGACCAUGAUUUAUUGGCCAGUCGAGGCAGUCAGCACAUAGAUUCCGAGGCUGCGAUGACUUCGAUGCGUAUCGACGUCCAAAGGCCCGUUUGCCCACGGCAACCUCCAUCUACACCACCUAUCCAGACCGGAGCUCAGAGCCGUUUGAAGGAUAUGCAUGCAGCGCCUCAUGCUUCCCCAACUGCCAGCGCCACUGGGCCUAACGGCAGUUCCCGGGCUUGCGACGCCUGGACGGUACAUAUCUCACUGCUUCCGACAGCCUCUCAGCCCUUUCCGUUCGAAAGAGAUACCAACGCUUAUAAGCGCUGUCUCUCGCGUGGGCUUCAUCGGACGGUGGUUGUUGGCGGUUCCGACUGUGGCUCCUUCAUCGAGGCCGUCACUAGGUCGUUUGGUGGUCUCAUAGAAGGGAGGCCAUGGAUGCCUUUAAAGGCAAAGCUCUGCGACGCUGAAAGGCUUCAGGGGCUUCCGAUGCUACGGCCACUUGAGCCUUGGCUCGUCGACAGUGACUACGACCUCGCGUUCCUGCGAAAGCACUGUGGCGUUUGCGAACCCAGUGGCAAAAUCGAGUCGCUGUACAUCGCAAUGCGCCAGGACAAGCUCUCAUGGCACUUCCUAAGAAACUCUCCCAAAUUCAUAGAUGGACUUGAGGACUGCUGGGUUUACGAUCCUUUCCUAGACCCAGUCAACCUAACUGGAGACGACCGGCCUUCAGCUGGUGACAUUGUUCCGAGUUUUCCGAGUCUCAAACGCGCUGCGUCCGAGAUGUCCCGAACAACCGCGUUGACACCCUCGGCGACAGCCGAUGAAACAGACAGUCCCCGGAGGAAAAAUCCAAGGACUACUUGUCUGCCUACACUGAUCGAGUCACACCGACAACUAGAGACGGUGUAA
Molecule: messenger RNA, 1473 nt
Organism: Colletotrichum graminicola M1.001
Lineage: Eukaryota; Fungi; Ascomycota; Sordariomycetes; Glomerellales; Glomerellaceae
Exons: 1
Coding region: 1-1473 (490 amino acids)
Source: RefSeq, a predicted model, not a curated record